This is a messenger RNA of Guillardia theta CCMP2712, 1683 nucleotides long. RefSeq lists its product as hypothetical. The transcript has 11 exons. Lineage: Eukaryota; Cryptophyceae; Pyrenomonadales; Geminigeraceae. The record is from RefSeq and is a predicted model, not a curated record. The coding region runs from base 1 to 1683 and encodes 560 amino acids.
AUGGUUGACGAAGCGGAGGGAGGCGCAUGGGGACGAGGAGGAGGGAGAAACGUGAUUGCCAACAUCAGCCCGUAUACUGAUAGCAAGGCCCCGCAAGGAUCUGCUCAUAUGCAGCAAGGUGAAGGCAGGAGGUUGGAUGAGAGCGUGGGGAUCACGGUAGACGAGAUUGCGAGCAACUUCAGUGUCGGGCGCAAGAUUAGCAGCGAGAUGAAGAGCAACCUGUCGCGCCUCAUCUUCAGAGUAGAGAAGCUCAAGGUUGACAGGGCGAUGUCGAAGGAUCGAGAAGACGUCCUCAGGAAAACAAAGGAAAUCAACGAUAUCCAAGCCAUCAUACAACAUUUCCACGAAAUCUCUUCUUCCAAGCACAAGAUCGAGGAAGGGGAGAACAUUUCAAGAAGAAACAGGGAUGCUGUGAAUUCGAAUGAUAUCUGGUGCAAGACCUCUCUGCAUUUCGCCGAAUAUCAUCCCAUACUUCAAAAAUGUGGAACCCAAACCAUAUUCGUUGGUGCUGUUGCAGUACUUUGUUUCAUUCCGAUUACCCCCGAGAGCGGCAACUUGAUGCUGUUCAUCUUCCCACGAGCCGUCCUGUGCUCACUUUGGUUGAUCGCCGUCCUCCCUCAGACUUCUCGCUGCUGUCGUGCUUGGCAAGAUUCGCUCAACUUCAUCCUGCUGCUAUCCACUAUCCUGGUGACUCAGAUGAUAGACAGACCUAUCAUAGACAAGUCUCGGGACAAAGAUGAUUUCUGGAGCUCAGCAACAUUUCAUAUCGUGCAGGCUCCGCUCUUACCUCUCAUGGGAAGAUGCUACUUGCGGUUUGGUACGCUGCGCACAAUGUCCUCAGUCUUGCUCUCCUGGAUAUGCGUGACAGUCAACCUGUCCUUGGGAUGCGCAGUGAUAGAGACUGGAUGUGACGAUCUUGACGUCCCCCGGUAUAUCGUGUCAUCGAUAGCCAUCUCGGGGCUUCUGUCGAUUAUGUCUCUUUGUCAAACCACCCAAGUUCUCUCAACACACCCGAGAGCAGAUGACGGGGAGAUCCAGUAUUUGCAUUCAGUGCAGACUGUUGAUGAUGUUGAGGAGGAAGAAGCGAAGGAGGUGCAACCGCCCAGUGCGGCUCCUGAAACUUCAUCUCUGCUCCUGCUGGGUGCUGAUGAGAAUGAGAGCGCAUCGAAGAACUCUAUGGACAACGAACCUGAAGCUCCCUUCUUUCACUCUGUCGGAACCCAAGCCGAGCUACCGAAGCCUUUCGAUUUUUACUUUCACCGCCUGCGAUCGUUGAAGUCGAGCAAUGCCGUCCCUGCAAACAUCAUUCAGGUAGCUAAGGUUAUACUGGUCAUCUUCGAAUCAGACAUGGAGGAGCCAGACGACAACAUGCUGGCGAGGAGAUUGACUGACGCGAUCGCCAACCCAAAGAAGGAAAACGUACUGAGCAGGUCACUUCCGCUGAAGAACAUCCAGGUCAACAGCCAUGUGCUCCCCCCAAAGCUGGAAUCGAUUCCAUCGCUGCAAGAUCUCAGUAUCUUCGAGCCUUUGCCGUAUCCGAAGCCCAAGGUCAGCCCCGUCACUCCUCGAGGUAGUUUACAGUCGCCACGAACACCCGAGGAUGCGUGGGAGAGGCACAAGAGGCGCUACUUCCGUAAAUAUGCAGCGAGGGCGAAAAGAAGCAUAGGAGAUGAAUUUCACUGA